This is a messenger RNA of Petromyzon marinus (sea lamprey), 5482 nucleotides long. RefSeq names its product V-type proton ATPase 116 kDa subunit a 3-like. Gene Ontology annotation, cellular component: plasma membrane; vacuolar proton-transporting V-type ATPase complex; vacuolar proton-transporting V-type ATPase, V0 domain. NCBI's taxonomy places the organism in Eukaryota, Metazoa, Chordata, Hyperoartia, Petromyzontiformes, Petromyzontidae. The record is from RefSeq and is a predicted model, not a curated record. Gene Ontology annotation, biological process: vacuolar acidification; proton transmembrane transport. Gene Ontology annotation, molecular function: proton-transporting ATPase activity, rotational mechanism; ATPase binding.
UGAUGGUGAUGGUGAUGAGUAGGAGGAGGAGGAAGCAGCGCAGAGUCCACGAGAGUUACCCGCCCGCCCUGUCGCCAUAAGCCGCCGGCUGCCACUACCACCAUCACCAUCAUCACCACCACCACCAUCGUCACCACCAUCACCACCACCAUCGUCGUCGUCGUCUCCAAGACGGCAUCGUCUGAGCACCGCGGCCGCGAUCUCCCGCAGAGAGCGGCAUCGACACCUCGUCUCCGCACCUCGUCUCGGCCCUCGGCCACAUUUCUUGCGGGGAGAUGAUAUAGAGCACUGUAGUUUAGUAGACUGUAGUUUAGUAGACUGUAGUUUAGUAGACUGUAGUUUAGUAGACUGUAGUUUAGUAGACUGUAGUUUAGUAGACUGUGGUUUAGUAGACUGUAGUUUGGUAGACUGCUGUUGGCGUGACGGCACGCUGGCUUGCUGUCCACCGGACAGAGGGACAAGAAGACGGAGCCAGCCCCAUCGUGCCCCCCGCCUCCAUCCACCAACGGGGUUUAAUUACAUUCUCAAGUCAAACAAAACAACAACAGCAACAGCUGCUGCUGUUGCUGCGGUGUCGGGGCGGGGGGUUCAUUCAUUGUGAAGCCGGACAAGAGGAGGAGGAGGAGGCUCGAUCGGCGCUGUGGAAUUUCCCGGGGCGUGGGUUAAAGGGUGAGAGGUUGUCCAGAGAGGGCCACCAAGGGGCUCUGCUGAGUCGGCGUUGAGCAUCACACGGGCGGCGUCCAGGGGGUCCCGGGCACAGCGAAGCGGUCAGGCAGUCGGAGGGGGUCCGGGGAAGGGCUGAAGAGUUGAGUAGUAGGGAGAGCGGGAUCUUGGGGUUGUUUGAGAGGGGAUCUCUUAGGGUUGUUUGAGAGGGGAUCUUGGGGUUGUUUGAGAGGGGAUCUGGGGGUUGUUUGAGAGGGGAUCUUGGGGUUGUUUGAGAGGGGAUCUCUUAGGGUUGUUUGAGAGGGGAUCUCUUAGGGUUGUUUGAGAGGGUAUCUUGUUGUUUGAGAGGGGAUCUUGGGGUUGUUUGAGAGGGGAUCUUGGGGUUGUUUGAGAGGGGAUCUCUUAGGGUUGUUUGAGAGGGGAUCUUGGGGUUGUUUGAGAGGGGAUCUCUUAGGGUUGUUUGAGAGGGGAUCUUGUGGUUGUUUGAGAGGGGAUCUUGGGGUUGUUUGAGAGGGGAUCUUGGGGUUGUUUGAGAGGGGAUCUUGGGGUUGUUUGAGAGGGGAUCUCUUAGGGUUGUUUGAGAGGGGAUCUUGUGGUUGUUUGAGAGGGGAUCUUGGGGCUGUUUGAGAGGGGAUCUUGUGGUUGUUUGAGAGGGGAUCUUGGGGUUGUUUGAGAGGGGAUCUUGGGGUUGUUUGAGAGGGGAUCUUGGGGUUGUUUGAGAGGGGAUCUCUUAGGGUUGUUUGAGAGGGGAUCUUGUGGUUGUUUGAGAGGGGAUCUUGGGGCUGUUUGAGAGGGGAUCUUGUGGUUGUUUGAGAGGGGAUCUUGGGGUUGUUUGAGAGGGGAUCUUGUGGUUGUUUGAGAGGGGAUCUUGGGGUUGUUUGAGAGGGGAUCUUGGGGUUGUUUGAGAGGGGAUCUUGGGGUUGUUUGAGAGGGGAUCUUGGGGUUGUUUGAGAGGGGAUCUUGGGGUUGUUUGAGAGGGGAUCUUGUGGUUGUUUGAGAGGGGAUCUUGGGGUUGUUUGAGAGGGGAUCUUGUGGUUGUUUGAGAGGGGAUCUUGGGGUUGUUUGAGAGGGGUCUCUGGGACAGAAGGCUACCACCAUGGGCGCGUUAUUCCGCAGCGAGAGUAUGAGCCUCAUGCACAUCUUCCUGCCCAGCGCGUCCGCCUUCGCGUGCGUGAGCGAGCUCGGAGAACGCGGCCUCUGCGAGUUCAGAGACAUGAACGCCGGUGUGAACGUGUUCCAGCGGCGCUUUGUGGGCGAGAUCCGUCGCUACGAGGACAUGGAGCACACCCUGGGGCUCCUGGAGAAGGAGGUGGUGAAGGCGAAGCUGGCAGGGGAUUCGCGCGAAGUCAACCCGCUGGCGCCUUCGCCGCGUGACGCGCUGCACAUACAGACCCAGACGGAGCAGCUGAUGCGCGAGCUGCUGGAGGUGAGCCGCAACCGCGAGACGCUGCAGAAGAACCUGACGGAGCUGCUGGAGUACGCAGCGCUGCUGCGCGCCGUCCAGAGGCUCUGCCGGGACGACGGCGCUCCUCCUUCGCCCGUCCUCUUCAACGGUCGCGCCGCGGAUGCCGCGGGGAGUCAGCCCAACGAGAUGAGGAUGAGUACGGUGUUUGGCACCAUCGACCCGCAGAAGGUGCCGGCGUUUGAGCUCAUGCUGUUCCGCGUGUGCCGAGGCUUCACCUUCAUGCGCUCCAUGGAGCUCCCCGAGCCGCUCGCCGUGCCCUUCCUGGACGAGCCGGUGCGUCUCUCCGUCUUCUCCAUCUCCUUCUGGGGGGAGCGCAUCGGUGACAAAGUGCGCAAGAUCAGCAGCUGCUUUCACUGCCGCCUGCUCCACUGCCCCGACUCCCAGCGGGAGCAGCAGGAGCUGCUGGGCAGCCUGGACAUCCGCAUCGCAGACCUGCAGAGCGUCCUUUCCCAGACGGAGGCCUACAGGAAGCAGGUGCUGCAGAAGGCGGCCAGCGUCUGCUCGGUGUGGCUCGUCCAGGUGCGCAAGGCCAAGGCCGUCUACCACGUGCUCAACCAGUGCCACUACGACGCACGCAACUACCUGGUGGGUGAGGCGUGGUGCCCGACCGAGGACAAGCCGAGGGUGGAGGAGGCGCUGCUGCAAGCCUCCGACGUCCACUCGGAGAAGGCCACUUUGACGGUGAUCCCCACGCAGCAGGAGCCGCCCACCCUCAACCGCACCAACCGCUUCACCAGCAGCUUCCAGGGCAUCGUGGACGCGUACGGCGUGGGCAGUUACCGCGAGGUCAACCCCGCGCCGUACACGAUCAUCACCUUCCCCUUUCUCUUCGCCGUGAUGUUCGGCGACCUGGGCCACGGUGCCAUUUUGCUGCUGUUCGCCCUCUGGAUGGUGCUGAAGGAGAAUAACAAGGCGUUCAAGAGCAGCAACAACGAGAUCUGGCAGCAGCUCUUUGGAGGGCGCUACAUCAUGCUGCUCAUGGGGCUCUUCUCUAUCUACACGGGAUUCAUCUACAACGACUGCUUCUCCAAGCCGCUGACGAUCUUCCCCUCGGCCUGGAACGUCACCGCCAUGAUCAAAGGAUCUUGGAACGUGACGCACACCAACAUCAGCAGCAUCCAGCUGCUCGCCCUGGACCCCAAUAUCAGCGGCGUCUUCACAACCCCCUACCCCUUCGGCAUCGACCCGAUCUGGGGCUUGGCCAAGAACCAGUUGACCUUCCUCAACUCGUACAAGAUGAAGAUGUCCGUGGUGCUGGGCGUCAUCCACAUGACGUUCGGAGUCAUCCUCAGCUGCUUCAACCACGUCCACUUCCGCGACUUCCCGAGCAUCCUGCUGGUGUUUGUGCCGGAGAUGGUGUUCAUGCUGGCGCUGUUCGGCUACCUGGUGGUGAUCGUGAUCUACAAGUGGGUGGCGUGGCCCACCAGCAUGUCCAACACGGCACCCAGCAUCCUCAUCGACUUCAUCAACAUGUUCAUGUUCAGGAGCUCGGACAACCUCUAUGCUCACCAGGCGAAGGUGCAGAUGCUGCUGGUGGUGGUGGCCGUGCUCAUGGUGCCCGUGUUGCUGCUGGGGAAGCCGCUGUCCCAGGUCGUCGCGUUGCGGAUGAGGCGCAGGCAGAGGGAUCUCACGCUGCUGAUUCAGUCGGAGGAGAGGACGCCGCUCCUGACCGCCGUGACCGUGGAGGCCGAUCCGGACUCUGAGCACGCGGAGGUUGACUUCAGCGACAUCUUCAUGCACCAGGCGAUCCACACCAUCGAGUACUGCCUGGGCUGCAUCUCCAACACGGCCUCCUACCUGCGCCUCUGGGCGCUCAGCCUGGCGCACGGAGAGCUGUCCGAGGUGCUGUGGAAGAUGGUGCUGAGCUUCGGGCUCCGGGCGACGAGCUGGUCGCACGCCGUGCUGCUGGUGCCCAUCUUCGGGGCCUUCGCUGUGCUCACGCUCUCCAUCCUGCUCGUCAUGGAGGGGCUCUCCGCAUUCCUGCACGCGCUGCGCCUGCACUGGGUGGAGUUCCAGAACAAGUUCUACAAGGGAUCAGGGUACCUGUUCGUUCCGUUCUACUUCCAACCAAUCCUGGAAGGCCUGGUGCACACAGACUAAGCCCCCCGCGGUUAUCCCAAGAAACACCCCCCCCCCCCCCGCCGCCCCCUCACAUACUUCACUUUUACAAAAUGCAACAGGGAUUACACGAGACUUCUACCAUGCACCUGCCAUUCUCAAGCGGUCGGCUGCCGAUCUUUUUCCAACAUCCCCCCCCCCCCGCAUCCUCGCGAUAGUUUUCAAAUUAAAACGUUUUGCGUUACGGAUUUUUAGGGCCAGUUUUAGAUUUUUAUUCUUCACAUUUUCUGAUAAUUUUGUUGAAAACUCCUUCGUACCAACGACGGUGACGUCACGCGCCGCCGCCGCUCUUGGCCGGAGAAGCGUGGCAGUGACGUCACGCAAAGCUAAAUGUUGGAAUCAUCCAGGAUUUUGCAUCUUGGCCUUGUUUUCAGGUUUUUCUGAUUUAUCCGGAAUUAGAGAGCACGUCCCUCCCAACAUACCAGUUUUCACGCGUUAAUCUCUUACCGCUUUCUAAACAGUGUGGGGACGAAAAAUGUCAACAAUGUUUGCUUUGAAAAGCCAGUACGUGCCAAACGGUCUCGAGCAUUGGCAGCCUCGUGCUUUCCGUCGGCAGGGGUGAUCAGUCAGUACGUCGCACACACGCAAAAGCUGCUCAUCUCCCAUGCAAACAUCAACCUCCCCCUUCGCCUUACUGUCGACUGGGGCAGACAGCGUGAUGCUAGCGAGCACCUGUUGAAGGUCGGCAGCACUGCUGGCGAGUGGUGGUGGUGGUGGUGGUGUGGCCAGGAACACGUGUGGGGGUUCCUGUGGUUCUCCCGUGGCUAUGGGGCGGGCUGCACCAUGAGGCUCGGAACAAGUUGAGGUGCUAAGCGUGGCCGGGGAAUUGAAAUCGAGACUGUUGCAUCGCCACAGCUAUGAAGAGCCUCUGUGUAGACUUUAACAGACUGUUGGGGCGGGAGCUGUCAGCGAGCUCCUAUUAAGACCGAUACGGUUCCAGGGGGAAGUGUAGCCAUCUUUGUCUCUCUAGAGCUGAUGUUGAUACGCUCUCUCCCCAAGCACUCACUUGAGACUGAAUUGACGAAGGGAAUCCCCAAGCACUCACUUGAGACUGAAUUGACGAAGGGAAGGCCCAGACUGGUUCUGAUUCCACUAGCCACUGAUAGUUCGCUGUGACCAGGGGGGAUCGAACUCAGGCCGCCGGGUUCAUUGCGCACUGCCACCGCCCACCACCCAACCACUCUCCACAGUCCACUGCACAAGAUCCCCCGUGUAGCCUUUAACAGAUUGUUGGGG